Molecule: messenger RNA, 1626 nt
Organism: Fusarium vanettenii 77-13-4
Lineage: Eukaryota; Fungi; Ascomycota; Sordariomycetes; Hypocreales; Nectriaceae
Exons: 3
Coding region: 1-1626 (541 amino acids)
Source: RefSeq, a predicted model, not a curated record
AUGAAGAUCUCUGCAUCUUCGUCCAUUCUUUUUGCAGUCAGCAAUCUGCUGCUGCUCGCUGGCCAUGCCGUUGCUGAAGAAUCAUGCGCGUGCUCUGUCCGCUACAUUGUGGUGGAAAUGCCCAGCCAGGUCCCUACCAUGACAGCUGCGCAGAUUGAGAGUGCUAAACCCUCCGAGACUGUCAAGAUUCCCAAGGCUUCCGAGACUGUCACGACCACGAUUCGCCCAGCAACUGCUACUGCUCAGCACAACACCACCGUCAUCUUUACGCCUGUUCCUCACCCAGACGAGGAUCACUCCAACCCCGAGAACUGUGUCCCUAAGAAGAAGGUCAAGCUGUCCUAUGGCGCCCCCAAGGGAACUGUCCCUGGAGGAAACGUUCCCGGCAACAAGACCGCAGAUGGUGCCAUCAACAUGAAGAUCGACAUGAACAAGCCUGCUGUUGCUCUCGACACCAUCGGAUCCAUCACUAAGGUUCAGUGCAGCGGCGACUCCAUCACCGUCGAGUUUGGAAAGGGAGAGGGUUUCAAAAAGGCCAAGGAGUCUUGGCUCAAGUACAGCGACUUUACCAUCAUCACCAGUGGCUCAAGCGGCUGCGACUCUGGAUCUCAGCGUACCUUUAUCUCGGUUGGAAAUGUUUCUCCCGAUGAGAAGAAGCAGACCAUUACCUGCAGUGCCACCAAGGUGGAUAUUUCAGAGGUGGCUGACAGCUUUGAGAUGGACUUUACUUCUAUUCCUUCUUCUACCCUCAAGAAGCGCCUCACGCUUGAUCCUAGCGUUGCCCUGAGCUUUGGAGCUGGACUGCCAGAGGAUACCAUCCUGUUCAAGGAAGACCCCUGGGUGACUGUCAAGGCCGACCAGGCCGAGUUUGCGUCCACUGUCACCUUCUCAGGAUACCUCAAGUACAACUUUUGGGGAUUCAAGCUCGAGCAUCUCUACUUUGACAUUGACACCCAGUUCUCUGCCGACGUUGCCCUGAGCGCCGAUGUCGCAGCUGCUUGGUCUCGCUCCAUUCUCUACGACCCUGAUUCUCUCACUUUCAACCUUAUCGACGUUCCAGGAAUCGUCUCUCUCGGUCCCGGUGUCGGCUUUGCUGUUGGCGUCGACAUUGAUGCUUCAGGCGCUGUUUCCGUCACCGCUGGUGCUGGCAUCUCUAUCCUUGAUGGAAACGUCCACCUCGAUGUCCUUGACUCAGCCAAGAACUCUGCCACCGGCUGGGUUCCCCAGUACACUUCUUACGCCAACGUCAGCGAGAGUGUCGAAGUUGGACUCAACGCUAGCACCUCCGUGACUGUACAACUGGCCGUCAAGGUUCUUGGAGGACUCAUCGACCUUAGCAGCGGUCUUACAGCUACGCCCGCUCUGAUCAACAAAUUUACCCUCGAUUCUGAGCAGUCUGCCAGCGCUUCAACCAACGGAACAGCUACGCAUGUUGGAGGCACUGGAGGAGUUGUCGGAGACUGUGAUGUCACCUUCAAGUCUGACUUUGUCUUUGAUCUCGUUGGAUUUGCUACAAAGUGGUGGAGCGCCAAUCUGUACCAUGUCGAGCUCCCCAUCACUGAUGUCUGCUAUGAUUUCGAUGCUCCCAAGACCACGCAGAGCACGGUGGCUGGAACGGUUGUUUAA